CAACAUGGCCGCGCGAGACUUGCGGUUGUCGCGGAAGGCUUCGCUGCUGGCUUCGAACGGUCGGUGGAGAAGCGAGUGAUCGCGUUCUCGUUUACACGCUGUUGUUUUUUCACGCUAAUCGCCGAACCGCGACCGGAUCUCUCGUUCGGCGAGUGCGAGGGAACUCUCGCGAGGGAGAACCGCUCACCUUCCUGAACUUCUUCUCCCCUGGCUUCGCCCUCGGACAGAACAGGGACACACUAGCCUCUCUCUCGCCGCUCUCCUGACAACACAUGCAGCUUCUCUCCAUUUGCCACAUCUUGGACCCGGACACCUGUGCGUGUCAACAAAUCGAAUACUGAGUAUCAUAACUGCUGCAUCGUCCUCUGCAUGCGUAACUGGGAAUCGGCUUUGGGACACAACCUGGAUAUUCAAGGAAGUGUAUCACCCGGGUCGCCUGGCAUUCAUCGACUCCAACAAUCGCCUCUGCUCUUCCAUAUAACAGGCACAUCAGCAAUCCACUGAUCACUGUGCACAGGUCCACAUAUUAGUGGUGCUCAGCCAGUUCCGUGGAUCGAUCGAGGAUACGACGACGACCGCUAUGCAUCAUCGAUGAAAAAGCUAAAGAAAAAGUUGGACGGCUCGGUGGGUCAUCAGCAGCAGCAGAUGACCAUCGAGAUGGCGGGCGGAUUAAACGCGAACACGACGGACAACUCCGCUCCGGAUAUCGCGAAUCGCAUCUGCCGGGACUUCCUGAGGAACGUGUGUCAUCGCGGGAGACGCUGCAAGUACCUGCACGAGCGUUCCGACGACGACCCCGUGGAGGAGUACACUUUUUGCCACGAUUACCAGAACGGCAUGUGCAACUGGCCCGGUUGCAAGUUUCUCCACUGCACUGAAAGCGAGGAGAAGCGUUUCCGGGCGACCGGCGAGCUGCCGCCCCACGUCCUCAACAGAUCCAAGAUCAGUAACGGCGACAAGUCGGACUAUCCUCUGUGCAAGGACUUCCUCAAGGGCAGCUGCCAGAGGGUCAACUGCAAGUUCAAGCAUUGGAAGAAGGAGGAGCCGCAGCACAAUCUCAUCUCGCCCUCGCAUCACAACGCGUCCAGGCCGCAGCACAACUUCAACGGCACAAGCAACGGUGGUGGCCCCGGCGGCGAGAAUCGCAGAUACGAGGAGGACAGGAAUUUUCACUGGCAAAUAGAGGAUCAGCACAACAACUUGGUGGCGAAUAACGGCGGUUACAACACGUCACAUCCCGCCGAUUACAUCGGACCGCCGGAGGCCAAGAGGCGGCUAGUCUCAGGCGAGACGGUCGUUCAUUUCGACGCUUCUACUAUCGUGGGCCAGCAACACGCCACGCAACAGGUCACACCAAGUUACUAUUACCCUGUGAUACAUCGCAACGAGGCACGGGCUAUCGUACUCGAAGAUGAGAAUGCAUUGCUGAGGAAGAAAAUAGAUGAAUUGAAGAAACAGGUCAGCGAUUUGACGGCGACAAAUGAGUUUCUGCUGGAUCAGAACGCUCAGUUGAGGAUGUCUGGCAAACGAACCACAAAUGUGACUGCGGUGACGGUGCCUGCGGUGACGAUCACAAACACGGUACCGCCGUCGCAAGCCCCGACGCCCCAGCAGAUGGUGAACGCGGCCGUGGCCGCGGGCACUCUCCGGACGGUCACCGCCAGCGUCGCCACCGUUCCUGUAAGCAUCGCGACCGUCGCACCGGUCUCGAUCUCGGCAGUCUCGAUGGCGCCGGUCUCGAUACCGCCUCCAAUCGUCACCAUGGCUCAGCAGACGAUCACGAUGAGCGGUUCCGGCCCUCCCCAGGCUACCAAUCAGCAGCCACCUAACACGCAGCAGCCCGCGAGCCUACCUCUGUCGAUAUCCGGCGCGACAGCACCCCUCGUCUCUUAUCCCAUUAUGUCUCAAGAACUUAGGCCUGUCUUGCAGUAAGCAGCGUCACGGAAGAACACUUGUACUUCGACAAGAUGACGACAUAUGAUACACACCACCUACCUACUUGGCUAUUAAGAAUAUAACGCACUCCCAUCUUCUGACUAAAUCGUAUUUCUUUUGCGAGUCGAAAGAGAGAAUGGUAGAUAGAGAGAAAGAGAGAUCAGUGGCUGUGGAAUGCAGAUAUAUCGUAGAUUUAGCAAAUAGAAACAUUCACAUUAAUGUAAUGUUCAUCCUGAACUUCUUCUCUGCUUAUUUACGCCAAUGUAGAAUCUAAGGAAAACGGAUUAGUUUAGUUUGAAAUAUAUUUUUUUUUUAAUAAGAAAAUUAAAUUAUAUUUAGUUAAAAAUAGAUUCUACCCCUUUGCUUUUUAAUUAUAUUCGAGUCUGCAUGAUAGAUUUUAUUGUGGGAUAAUUAUCUUACAUCCGUGUGGAAAGCUAUAAAAUAUAUUCUUUACCUUCUCUGUGAAUAGUAUUAGGAAUAUACGAUUAAUUAUAUAACAUAAUGAUCGACGCCAACAACUGUCGGCGAAUAUGUAUAUCCAAAGUGUGUAUAGUUGUAGAAUAGGAAUGACAAUCUAUAAUCACGAAAAUUAGUUGCAUCAUGACAUUAUGUUCCUUUAUAUAUUUUUUUCUUUAUUCAUUAUAUUAUACAUAAUCUCAUAUUAAUCUCGUUUUUCUAUAUGUGUGUAAAGCUAAAUUGAUAUUCUAUCAUUGAUAGUGAUAGAUCAAAAAAGAACUGUCGAGAAAAUUGUAAAAUAAGCGGGUGUAAAUAAGGAGAAUGACUCAUUUAGAUUAAUAUGUUAACAUAAGUACAAAGGAGAAUAAAUGUAGCAUAUUAAAAAGAAACAUCUCUCUAUGAGAAGAUUUACGUAUCACACUUCUUCCAACUGGUUUCACAGAACCUUAGUAUGGUGUUACGGUAUUAAAAGUACAACAAAAGUUUAUCUAUUGGACGAGAACUGAUUUCGGAGCUCUUGUCCGAUUUAUUUAGACGAAAUAGUCUUACGUAAAAAGCAAGCGAGUUAUUCUCCUUGUUUAUAGAAUAAAUUAUAUAAAAUAAUCUUUCAGUAUAAUUUAUGCGUAUUGAUUAAUAAUGAAUAUUAUGUACACGAUAAUGUUUUGUACAUGAUGCUGUACAUAGUAUUUCAACGUUGCUUCUUUAGAUUAAUCGCAAGAAAAGUAUAUUUUAUUCCGCUUUUAACAUACAUAAGCAAACGCUAAUUACUUUUACAAAAUACUUUAAUUGAUUAAGUACUUAUUGCUAUACACAUAGUUUUUAUCUUACCAGUCUCUAUAAUUUACUUAAAAAAGCAGCUUUUUUCUGUUUUGCAUAUUAAGGUAAAAAGCAAUGAAAAAUUUAUACUUAGCCCAUAUAUUCGAACGUAUUAAAUACAUAUACAUAAGUGUAUAUAUAC
This is a messenger RNA of Nylanderia fulva, 3349 nucleotides long. RefSeq names its product zinc finger CCCH domain-containing protein 10. Gene Ontology annotation, biological process: regulation of RNA splicing. The record is from RefSeq and is a predicted model, not a curated record. Gene Ontology annotation, molecular function: RNA binding; metal ion binding. NCBI's taxonomy places the organism in Eukaryota, Metazoa, Arthropoda, Insecta, Hymenoptera, Formicidae.